AUGGAGAAGAGACCCCCAAGACGGCCCAGGGUGGCCUGGGCAGAGAAUGUGGCUCCUCAGGAGAGCAGCUCUGCAGCAGAGCCCGCCGAGGUGACCACGGUGCAGCCAUUGCAGCCCAAUGCUGUGUAUGGACAGGAAGCCAUGGACUUCAUCCAGGCCUUUGCCAGCAGCCCCCACCAGCUCCAGGAUGAGGAUCUGAAGCUCAAGUUCCUCGACAGCAUCUGUACUCUGUGCAGAGCUGCCAAGGACUCUGACUCUCCCCAGGACCUGGAUGUUUUCUGCCACAAAUACAAGCUGGGAGAGAAGAUCCAGGUGCUGCUGCAAUUGGAGCCCAAGUACGAGAUUUGCACGGAGGUGCGGCGGCUGGCCAUGCUCGCUAUUGCCGGACUGAGCACGCUGGGGACGGUGCUGAAGAACAGAAGAAAACUCUUAAGACUCUGCUUCGACAGCUUCUUUUUCCUUCCCCCAAGUGGAGAAAUGUGGAGCCGGGAAGUGUCUCUGUAUGCUUGGACCCUGCAUGCCAUGGACACCAUGCUGGAGGUGAUGGUGUUCAGCUCUCCUGCCUCCAAAACCAGCAAGAUGCUGCAGGACAUCUUGGAGGUUCUGCUGGAAUACUGCCUUUAUGACACCGUGGCUGUGCAGGAGAGGGUCAUGGGCAGGAUCAGGCUGCUGAGCCAUUUGCUGGCCGACUCUUCCACUGUGCAGGCUGGCCAAACUGAGGACAGCGGUGCUGCCAGCAGACAGGUCCGGAUCCCAGUCCUCGGGAAGCUGCUGGGCCAUCUGUUUUUCAAGUUAUUCAGGAAAGAAGAAACCAGCUUGAUGGCACUGGACAUUCUCUGCUUCCUCUUCACAUUCCUCUCUGAGCAGAAAUGUGCCACACCGCCAGCGGUUCGUGCCCAGCUCCCAGCAUACUGGCAAUCUGAGAUCACCUCCCUGCUGGAUACGCCCAGCACCUGGAGAGUUCAGGCCUUUGGCAGAUACCUCAGGCCAGCUGAGAGGACGGGCAUCGUCCUUGCAGCCAUUGAGAUACUGGGAUGCUCCAGCCUCCUGGACAAGAAAGUGCCAAUGGAGUUUCUGGAGGUGGCCAUGGAAUUCCCUGAGCUGUGGCUGAUGGAUGUGCCAAAAGUUGUGAGACACAUCUUUGAGUACUGUGAUGAAACAAAUGCAGCAACUGCUCACAGCUUUCCCAUGCUGCUUGUCCUGAUGGCCAGUAAGUGGCCUCGGCGAGUCGUCACAACAGCUGUGGAGGUCGCACCAAUAUCCUGUGAUGAAGUCUAUCAUCUGUGGAAGGCCAUGUUCUCUGUGCGUCAGACUCUGGAGAAGGUUUUGAGGGAGUUGCACAUCCAACUGCAGGGCCGGCAUAAGGACAUCUUCACACAGCAGGAGAAGUCCUGCCUCUCUUUCUUGGCUAUGCUGGCCUCUGAUGAUGUACAAGAACAGGAACUGGGUCUACUGUACAAAGACCUGAAUCUUCUGAGGUGUCCAAUAAUAGAAAUGGUCUCUCUGGUGCUCAGGGCCCUUGUGACACUGUCGGAGAGAGCCAAGACGGUGAGCAGGCUGCUCUCAGGGGCAGACAUGUGGCACCUGGACUCCGAGGCCUCGGGGAAGGUGGUGGCUUGGCCUGGGCUGCGAGUCAGGUGCUGGGGCACAGAAGUUCUCGUGGAAUGGAAACUGUAUUUCAUACAGGCAAGAAAAAUGAAGGGCCUCCUGCCUGAGUUGCUGAAAUUCCUGUGGCAUCGGUCUGGGGAUGUUUCAGUGAUGGUCAUGGACAUUGUCCAAAAUGUGCUGGGGCACCUGAAGGAGGUAGAGGCCAGCACCAUGGCUGUGAAAGUGGUGCCGAAGCUCUGGCACCUCUUUGACAUGGAGGAAGACUUUGUGCGGGAGCACUCCAUCCGCCUCUUCAGAGACCUGCUGGGCAAAACGGCGUGGAAGGACAAGAAGGGCAUGAAGGAAAACGCCUGGAAAGUCCUGGUCCGGCUCCUGCUUCACAUGAGUGACCAGGCCCCCAGCGUGGCCAAGGCGUCUGCAGAAGCCAUUCUGGCUAUAGCAAAGCUCCUCAAGUGGAAAGAGCUCAAGCAGCUGGCGCAGGCGGAGCAGACGUGGAGGAUGGGCGAGUGCUUGUUGGCCAAGGACAGCAGCAGGGGCCGAACAGUUUGUGUGGGACAGCCAGCCCUACCUGCGGAGCCCUCAGGCCCCCAUGCGAGAGGCGGCCCUCAGGUUCAUUGGGCUGGCUGCGCGGCACCUGACAGAGCAGAGUGA
Molecule: messenger RNA, 2259 nt
Organism: Corvus hawaiiensis (hawaiian crow)
Lineage: Eukaryota; Metazoa; Chordata; Aves; Passeriformes; Corvidae
Exons: 18
Coding region: 1-2259 (752 amino acids)
Cellular component (GO): cytoplasm
Source: RefSeq, a predicted model, not a curated record